Messenger RNA from Ornithodoros turicata, 4692 nucleotides. Its product is annotated as pyrokinin-1 receptor-like. Gene Ontology annotation, cellular component: plasma membrane. The record is from RefSeq and is a predicted model, not a curated record. Bases 733 to 1965 code for a protein of 410 amino acids. Gene Ontology annotation, biological process: neuropeptide signaling pathway. The transcript is spliced from 6 exons. NCBI's taxonomy places the organism in Eukaryota, Metazoa, Arthropoda, Arachnida, Ixodida, Argasidae. Gene Ontology annotation, molecular function: neuromedin U receptor activity.
GCGCCCCGCUCACAAACUCGGAGCUCACUCACAGUUGAGCACCGGACUUGUCGCCCGCCAGUUGUUUGGAAAGUGUCGUCUGCUAGCAGUUCGGAAAGUGUAGUCUGUUAGUAUUUCGGAAAGUGUUUUCCGAGGGUUGUUCCGACACUGUAACGCCUUUGGCAAAUAACGCUCGAGUUUUCGAAGUGCGCUUUCGAAAGUUUGGAUGAUGUAAAUACUUGGAAAAGUUAGGGUUGUGCUUUUGAUAUGCCACAUAGGGAACAGAUGUUUGCUUCGGCAAGUUGGAUACAUGUGUUCCGAUGCACUUGAAACAUGAGCGAUGUUGUGUGCUGUGGGCAGCGUUUCCGUCGUUAGUCUGGUCAUGCGUGUUCAAGGAAGGUGAAUUCGACCUUCGACUUCAUCCAAGCUGCUCAGUUUGUUCUAAACCUCCUCCCGAGGAAGACAUCUUCGGUACUAAUGGCCACUGAUGGAACGUAGGACUUCUUCCCGUGGCACUUCACAUUCACACGGAAGAACACAAUCCGAAAAUCGGAUGGUCGCAGCGCAGGCCUUCUGACCAGCAGAUAAGCGCCGUCUCCAAGUCAGCUCCAUUGCUCCAUAGCACGUGGUCACGUGGUCCUCGGACGGGGAAUGGACGUCGUCCUAACGACGCGUAAAGGGCGCAUGGAUUCGGCUUUGGCGAAAUUUCACGGCAAAAUCUCUCGACUGACAUCUCAAAACUGACACCACCAGAUGGAUGACUUGACGACAGUCCCUUCUCUCUUGGACCCCGUGGUGCUCCUACCGGACCCUCCAGAGUCCAGGAAUGGCUCCAUCGCUCAUAUCCUCCAAUCACUCGGGGACAAGCAAGACCCUCUGGCCACUGCCAUUCCCAUGUCUCUAGUCUACUCCGUUCUACUUGUCUCAGGAAUUAUCGGCAAUGUCUGCACUUGCAUUGUCAUCGCUCGCAAUCGCUACAUGCAUACCGCCACUAAUUACUACCUCUUCAGUCUGGCUGUGUCAGACCUGCUCCUUCUAGUCCUAGGGUUACCGCAAGAGCUGUACCAGAUCUGGGAACGGUACCCGUACGUGUUCGGCGAGGCCUUCUGUAUUCUGCGGGGCUUCAGUUCGGAGACGUCGACAAACGCGUCGAUACUGACCAUAACCGCGUUCACCAUAGAACGGUACGUGGCCAUAUGUCAUCCCCUACGAGCUCACACCAUGUCCAAACUCUCGCGAGCAGUGAAAUUCGUCGUCGCCAUCUGGCUGCUGAGCGCAGCUUGUGCCGUACCGGUUGCGGUACAGUUUGGUGUAGUGUAUUUACAGUUUCGCGGAGUGGUGCUGCUGGAAAGCGCCGAGUGUAGGGUGAAGGAACCGCUGAAGCACGCCUUCGAGCUGUCCACUUUCCUCUUCUUUCUGCUGCCGAUGGGUGUGAUUUUGGUGCUCUACGUCUGCAUAGCGCUUCAGCUGAAGAGAUCAAAUGCUCUGUCCAAGAGAGCGAUGGAACACAAGUGUCCCGUUGUGGUCAAUGGCAAGUGUCCAGAGACGCAAAAGGUGAACAGCGAGGGGCUUCUUCAGGCACCUUCCAAGUUCCACAGGGGAUGCCAGCUACGAAAGUCCACAAAGGGUGGUAGCCCCUCAGCGUCUCGGAAAGCCGUCAUCAAUAUGCUGAUCGCUGUCGUGGUGGCUUUCUUCCUGUGCUGGGCACCCUUCCACGCUCAGCGUCUCAUGGCCGUAUACGUCACGUCCACCACCCCGGCGCUGGAGACGGCCUUCCACGCCCUCACCCACAUCUCGGGAGUGACCUAUUACGUCAGUGCCACCAUCAACCCUAUACUCUACAGCAUCAUGUCGCUCAAGUUUAGACAAGCCUUUCGAGACACCCUGAUGCGGUGUUGCGGCCGUCGCGUCCCGCGGCACGAGUGGACGUCCGCUGACGGCUACGUGUCAAACCACCACCCGCACACGACGCCAUCUUCCGUGUGACACGCCGUAUCGUGGAACAGUUCAAGUGCUCUCGUCAACACGGGGUAUAUAGUCAGUGGCGCUUUAUGGUCGACGGCCGGUGAAGUUAGACAUAUAGGUUUCUCGCAAACGCUCUUAUACCAGCGCUCUUACAGUCUAGUCUACAGGGUUCCCCGAUGAGUCCUUCGUACGAUCUACUAGACUGCAUACCGACCACAGCAAGCAUCCGCGUAGUAGUGUUGGAACUUGGUUAUCACUUAUUCCGCGUUCCACCGUACGCGCGUCAAAUUCACCACGGCAGUCCCUCAAGAAAGUGAUGCUAUCUGUCCCAGCUGACCACAACAAUGUGGAAAGAACGUUGUGUUGUGGUUAAACGGAACAUAUAGCCCAAGCAGCACAUCUUGGCCCAAUGUUGGCUGGACAUUGGCAAUACUGGCCUGAUAUAAGACUAACAUUGGGCUAGUAUUGUCAAUAUCCUGUUGUGCUGGUAAGGAGACAUUGGACUGCCAAGUAUAUGACGACAUAUUCCCUGAGUCUGGCACGAAAUUAUAGGGACGGGGACAAACAGAUGGACAGAACGAGACUCAAACCAGCAAUAAAGAUUUAUUUUCACGUAAACAUACAGAGAGAGAGAGCACAGACAAGACCUGGGGUCCAGGCUAUGUGGGACAUCGAUCAGGGAAUCGCCAAUGACUAUGACACGGUAUCUUUACAGGAAAUACGGUUCGCAGAUUACCGCUUAGAGGUUCCCUCCUUAUUUCCACUUAGCCUGGACCCCAGCUCUUGUCUCUGUUCUCUUUGUAUGUUUGGGUGAAAAUAGACUCGUCCUGUGCACCUUUUUUUCCCAAUUUUCUAGCGUCGCCCCAGACUCAAGGAAAUGUUGCCAUUAACUUAUACCAGCUCGCUUGCGUCUUAUCACUAUGCUUGACUUUUCAAGAUAUGCUUCUGCAAAUUUUGCAAGUCAUGCACCGGUCCCAUCUUCUCGUGAAGCGAGUUCGUGUAUACUCCAGACAUAAGCCCUGUCUAAAAUUGUCGACGUCUCAUGCCCUUCAGUAAGUCAUUUCACGUGAUUGAUUAAGGAGCUUUGGUGCGAGCGACGUGACAUCGACUCUCACGGUCAAUCUACUAGAUCAUCACUGGAGAGGAGGGUAGGCGAGAAGGAAAGUCCGAGCACUCUACGGGAGAAUGUCUCAGCUCUAUAUAGUCUCAACCGUGUACAGUGAGGAGCUCGGCACGUCGGUCACGAAUAUCGGCUGUUGGAAGCAGCUUUAACUGCCCUCCUCUUUAGAUGCUCGGAAUUGCUGGAAGUGUUAGCUGUGUAGCUGCGGCGUUCGUGUUAUUUAUUUAGUUUUUGUCACAUUAGUGUCCUGGAGAGGGAAGACAUCGGACAACCGUCUCCGCUGUUUGUUUUCUACAAAACGUGUCAAUUACAGAAAUUUGUUAUUCGCCUACGAAUGUCCAUGCACCAUCCGAUGCCUGUGCAACUCUACACACAGAAAAAUAACCGUUGUUCAAGAGUUCUUCAUCGUGCUAGAACCUUUCUCUGAACUUUUCCUAUCUUCGAGAACGAAAGCAUGGCUAAGAAUAUCCUGGCGUCCUAAUGAAAGAACUGGUGUUCUGAGGCUGGAACAACACAGAAGGGACAAAUACAUACAACGCCUCAAUUUGCCUAAGAAAUUAACGAUGAAAGAUGAAAGUCACUGAAAAGUUUAGCUAGCUGUAGGACUCGAACCCACAUCUUCUGGCGUCCUACUUCUGAAGAACGUUUCCGCGGUGAAAAAUACGGACAAGCCGAAGAACUUUAAAAAGUUCUUUCUCGAACGGUUAUUUUUCUGAGUGAUACUGGGGAUAUAUUUUUUUAAUUUACUCGUCAACUUAUCUACUGGGAUACUGGGUUGCUGCGUGGUUUGCCCAGUUGAGUAUAAGACGUACUUGACGAAGAUAAAACUGAAGCAAUGAAACGGAAUUACACGAACAGACCGCAAGUGCGUAUAUACCAAUUCUUCCGUAACUCAGUGGCGCGCAUAUUAGAGCUUAGAUAAUACAGCGUAAGUGCAGGCAAGCUGGUGGAUCAAUUUCAUAUAGUUGAAGAAACCUAGCUGAGCUUGGACACUAUAGAAAGAACGACCGUGUGUGUGUGUGUGUGCGUCUGUCAUUCUUCCUAUAGUGCUCAUGCUUUUUCAAGUUAUGGAAUAUUAGAGCUUCCGUCUCGCGAUUUCAAAUUACGUCUGAGCACCAUAAUGUUCAAAGUGCAGCUUUGUAUGACACGCAGGACUUCGUACAGGAAUGGAGACACAUUUUUUGCGCGCUAUUCGACGCUUCGAUUAGCGUGGAAUGUGAAACUACUUUCGUCAAGUAAGGCGGGCGGCAUUUUUCUGGCGCAAUACUCUGAACGUUGUUGUCGUAGAAUCAUCUUUUUUUUUUUUUUUUUUUCAUUCUCGCUGUAUAAUGUUUCAUUGAGGAUAGCUAGCAGACUAUUUCGAGCCAAAACCUGCGUGCCAAAGGAGACGUCUGAACAGCGAUCCGAAGACGGCGAGAUGACAAGCUUCGAGGGAUGGACGCCGCUUCUGCUGGUCAGAGAUAUGAUCGUUGUGGACUACGUGUGACGGAAUGAAAACGCCACUUUCCCUCUUUGCGUAUUCCCUUCUAUAUUUGGAGUACGACGAAAAAGGAGGCCAACGUCUUCGGAAUAAGAAACACGACUAUCGGCGCCAGGCUCUGGAUAAAUAAAAUAUAUAUUUACGCGUC